CCAAACAAAUCUCAUUUCCAAACACUCGAAACUUGAAACCCUAGACGACAGACUUUCAACAUUUGAUUCUUCAAUCGGCGAAUUGUUGUCUGGAAAAUCAUGAACAGAACAACUGCAAUGGACGUCGGAUUGAAGCGCGACAAUCGUACGAGGAAGACGAGGAAGGAGAAGGCAGUUAAGGUUGUUUACAUUUCGACUCCGAUGAAGGUUAAGACCAGCGCGUCGAGGUUUCGAUCGCUGGUCCAGGAGCUCACCGGCCGCCACUCCGACAUCGCUCGGAUCAUGGAGAACAACGACGGCGCCACCGAUUUCGAGGUUUUUCCUGACCUCGACGGCGCCGGCGCCGGCGACGACGACCGAGUGAUGAUCGGCGGUUUGAACGACGAAGGUCAUCGUCACUCCUCGCCGUCGUUCUUCAGGUUCCCGAUGGUGAAUAAUUCCGUCGAGGAGUCGCCGACGAGCUCCGAAUCGCUGGCGGAGCCGCCGUUGGACGAUCACGUGUUCAGUUCUCAGGUGGAUGAGCAGUUUCAAGCUAUGUUCCCACUGGAUUUGUUUCUCAACCUUAAUUCUGCCGACCUAGAUGGUGAUAUACUGGGUAGCUACUAGCUAUGAAGCCCUAUGAAAUAUUUUUUCCUUUUUUAGUUUUAUUUUGUGCUCUAAAAUCAAUUUUCAUAUGUUAAUAUUUAGUACAUAUUGUUCAGAGAUAAACCAAUUUCUUCUACAUUUCAAGAUUUCUAUUAGUUAAAAG
Molecule: messenger RNA, 748 nt
Organism: Ipomoea triloba (trilobed morning glory)
Lineage: Eukaryota; Viridiplantae; Streptophyta; Magnoliopsida; Solanales; Convolvulaceae
Exons: 1
Coding region: 100-606 (168 amino acids)
Source: RefSeq, a predicted model, not a curated record